Cyprinus carpio (common carp) is the source of this 3158-nucleotide messenger RNA. RefSeq names its product putative G protein-coupled receptor. Gene Ontology annotation, molecular function: G protein-coupled receptor activity. Gene Ontology annotation, biological process: G protein-coupled receptor signaling pathway. Lineage: Eukaryota; Metazoa; Chordata; Actinopteri; Cypriniformes; Cyprinidae. The record is from RefSeq and is a predicted model, not a curated record. Gene Ontology annotation, cellular component: plasma membrane; endosome; signaling receptor complex.
GCAGCUCUCUGGCUCCUCAGUGAGGGGGAACUGACACAGUGUAAUGACUCUGUCUAUAGUUGAUGCAGUAGAGCCUCCUAAUGGACUGACCUGCCUCUGUAAUGGCUUCCGCUUGUCUUAAGUGCAAAGACCGUGGAGCCAAACACAACUCCAUCAAGCGCCACAGACAGAGAGAGUGCUGGAUAAACUUCACCGACUCCACAUGACUGAUGGACAGAUCCUGGAUUUUGGAACAUUAAAAGAUGCUUGACUGGACAUAGUUGACAAACAUCAGUGCUGACCUUUGACCUCCAGCCAAUGAGUCCCCAUUUUUGACUGAUGGAAGAUGGAGAAGUCUGCGUUUCCGCUUUGUGUUUGGAGCACCACACUGUAAACAAUGGAGGCGUCUGGAUUCCCUCCACCAGCAGAUCUUAACAAAACUGAACUUAAUGAGACAUUGAGUCAUGGCCACCCAAUGCAUCUGGCUCCCAGCAUGCAGUUAGGGAGCAUGUCCAAUCCGCAAUCGCGUUUACGAGACGUGUUGGGCCUCGUGGUCAUGGUGACUCUUAAUGCAGUAGCACUCUUGGCCAAUAGCGGAGUGCUUGCUGUAAUGGUGAAAGUGCCACAUCUCCGCAAGUUCAGUUUGGUGUGUCACCUCUGCAUCGUGGAUUUGCUGUGUGCUGCUCUGCUAAUGCCGCUUGGCAUCAUCUGCGUCUCGCCCUUUUUCGCCGGCAUCGUCUUUUCUGUACUUGAAUGCAGGAUGUACAUAUUCCUUAAUGCCUUUCUCAUAUCUGCCUCUAUCUUUACAGUUACUGUGAUUAGCAUCGAACGCUACUUCUACAUUGUGCAUCCCAUGAGGUACGAGGCUAAAAUGACGCCUUGGUUAUCCGCAGCCAUGAUGGGAUUUGUCUGGGUGGCGUCUACUUUGCUAGGAUUUGCUACCGUCUUCGGAUGGCCCAGUUAUGGAAGUAGAAGCUCCAUUGCUGCCACCCAUUGCUCUCUUCAUUGGAGCCACAGCGGACACCGGAGAGUAUUUGCUAUUUUAUUCUGCACAGUUUGCUUUUGCGUUCCAGCUGCUAUUAUUAUUGCCGUCUAUGGGAAUGUCUAUAAAGUCGCCCACGCGGCUGCACGGGAAAGAGGGCCGAUUCCGAGCUGGACAAUGGCGAGCAGUCAUCCGAAGCAUCGGUCUGAUUCUGUCAACAGCCAGACUACGAUCAUCACCACCAGCACGAGCCUCCGCAGAAAUCAAGUCCCUCUCAGGAAAAGGAGACUGGUUGGUGGUAAAGCGGCUCUUACUUUAGCCAUCAUCGUGGGUCAGUUCCUGCUCUGCUGGCUGCCUUACUUUGCAUUUCACCUGCAUUUGUCGCUGGGAUUCUCCCAUAGUACCUCUGAAGAAGCCGAAGGACUGGUCACAUGGCUGGCGUAUUCAACGUUUGCAGUAAACCCGUUUUUUUACGGUCUGCUCAACCGUCAGAUCAGGGAGGAGUUGUGUAAGAUGCUCUUGUGUUGCCAGUCAGCCGGCAGACCGGUGCGCCCCUCAGCAUCAGGCCACAAGCGUUCAGGACAUCAGGACUUUUUUCAUUUUUUGCACAGGAGCGGUGACAGGGACGGAGUUAAAUGCAGCUACCACCUGGCUACACCGAGGAGCACACUGGACCAGACUAGUUUUAGGAUACCGGGGCAAAUACCUGAAGAGAUCACCUAAAUCAGGGGUGCCCAAACUCAGUCCUGGAGGGCCGGUGCCUUGCAGAGUUUAGAUCCAUCCCCAAUUAGACACACCUGAACCAGCUAAUCAAGCUCUUACUAGGCAUACUAGUAACCUGCAGGCAGGUGUGUUGAGGCAGGUUGGAGUUAAACUCUACAGGACAUCGGCCCUCCAGGACCGAGUUUGGGCACCCCUGACCUAAACUAUUCAUGAGAUUGACACGAGAUGGAGGAUUGGAGAGGAUUAAUCAUUCAUUUUUUGUAAUAGAUUUGCAUUUUUAUCAUAAAUUAUUAUUUCAGCACUUUAUAAGCUUCGCUUUAAAUACUGCAUACAAUAAAAAUUCACCCUAUCUAUUUUCUUAAUGCAUGUUAUUGAUCUUAUUGUGAACGAUUCAUCCAUGCCAAGGCUCAACAGUAUGAGCUUCUCACUCGCAUUUGCAACUAUAAAUAGAUGUGUGCAAACCAUAAAAUGUAUUUAGGAGCAUGUGUGCGAAUAAAAAGGUCUUUGAGAGUCCUUAAAAAUCUUUAAAAAUGUAGUUUUAUGAAGGUGAUAAUAUAUUAAAUUGUAUAUCAAACAAUCAUUUAAAGGGUCUUAAAUUUGGGGGUGGAAAAACAGGAAUUAUGAUACAGCCUAUAAUGUAAUUAUUAAACUUCUAAAGACUAUGAAUUUAUUAAAUAAGUGCUGCACAUUUCAAAGUAGAAAUGCAGUGUUGUUGUGCACAUCAAAACAGUUUGCAAUCAAUGAAUGCCAUACAUUUAUGCCAAAAAAUGCUUAUGAUUUACUUUUGAUGAAUUGAGACAAUGUUAAUUUUAUUGUGUUGUAAUAUGUACAAUAGUAAAGCGUAUACAUUUCAAAAUAAAAGUCCAGGGAAUUUUUCAACUUGGACAGACUUGUGAUUUAUGGCAGACUUCUCCAGUCAUUUAGUGCACUUAAAUGCUGCCCCUUCACAAUCAACAACUCACAUUUAGAUCUGUUGCAUUUUAUUAAGAAAUAUAUAAUAAAUAUAAUAUAUAAUAAAUUGUUCACAAUAAGAUCAGGCAUGUGCAUUCAGAAAGCAAACAGGGUAGGUUUUGAUGUUACAUAGACUUUUAAAAGGUCAGCCACACUGCGACUGGCAACACAGUGACAACCAACGAACAACAAAUGCCUUCAUCCAAUCACAGCCUUUUCUAGUGGUGACUCCGCCCAUGUGUUUACAAACACAGAGCUGAUUAGGGUUAGAACAACACAAACUGACAUGACAUAAUUAUUGUCCAAACUUUUAAUGUCAUCAAGCUUAACCAACAUUUAAAUAAAACUUACAGUGGGUAUAGAAAAGAAUCAGUCCCCUUUAAAAUAAUCACAUUUUGUUGCUUUGUAGCCUGAAUUGAAGAUGGAUACAGUUGUUGUUUGAUCCAGCUGUAUUUUGAUUCAAUUUUUUUUUCUGACAUGUUGGUGUUAUAUCUUUUACUUGGAUGUUAUAAGUUGCACUGAG